Molecule: messenger RNA, 585 nt
Organism: Closterium sp. Yama58-4
Lineage: Eukaryota; Viridiplantae; Streptophyta; Zygnematophyceae; Desmidiales; Closteriaceae
Source: the annotation of a GenBank genome assembly
AUGGACCGCAUUCACUACGCGGAGUUCUGCCGGCGCGUCGAGAAGCGCUUGCCGCAGGGCGCGUGGAUGGCGGUUCGGGAGUUCGAAGCCCGCUUCGGCAAGAUGGCGCGCCCAGGGCUGGUGUUCCUGUGGUGCUGGAUCGCAGCAGUGGGGCCGGGGUACGUGCGGCGGGAGGCCAUUCUGCUGGGCGCACGGCGCCUGCGCGCGUCCCAGGAUGCGGACUACGAGCUGGGGGUGUUUGACCAGCUGCUGGACGACCCCACUAAGGAUGCCGGCUACGAGCUGGGGGUGUUCGACCAGCUGCUGGACGACCCCUCCAAGGUGCGAUGGUACCCCUUAGCGGAGGCGGCAGCAGCAGCAGUGCCAGUGGAGGCCAGGGCAGAGGUGGCUCUAGACGCCAUUCUCGACUGUUGCGUGGGGCCGCCAUCUCAGCGCCAGCUGGACGAUGAUGAUUGGCAGCUGCUGCUCACGAUCCUCGCUGGCGUGUUCCCGUCUGCUGAUCCGUCUGCACUGGAGAAUGCUGUGAAUGCGCGCAGAGAGGCCAGCCUGCCUGGUACUGUGGAGGAGGAGGAGAAGGUAGAGUAA